Platichthys flesus (European flounder) is the source of this 2905-nucleotide messenger RNA. Its product is annotated as ORM1-like protein 3. The transcript is spliced from 4 exons. The record is from RefSeq and is a predicted model, not a curated record. Lineage: Eukaryota; Metazoa; Chordata; Actinopteri; Pleuronectiformes; Pleuronectidae. Gene Ontology annotation, biological process: ceramide metabolic process; negative regulation of ceramide biosynthetic process; intracellular sphingolipid homeostasis. Bases 331 to 792 code for a protein of 153 amino acids. Gene Ontology annotation, cellular component: endoplasmic reticulum membrane.
UCGAGGAUCGGAGCCGCGAACACGAGCAGCGAUGACAUGACGCGUGGACGGUGCCGUGUGGUGGGGCUCGAACACGGAGCACCAGCGGAUGUGUGGCCCCGGACCGUGACGGUGAGCCGCGGGGAGGGAGGUGAGGGUCGGACGGACCGAGGAACCGGAGCGUCGCCAGCCUCCCGAUGACCGCGUUAUCCAACCGGAGGCUCCGUUAAGACACGCGCACACACACACACUUACGCACGCGGAUAACGGUCCGAGCAGAAGCCAUUUUUCUCCGCAGAAAAAUGCCGGCUCCUGAUUGGCUGUAAGGUGUCCCUUAACGCCGCCGGCACCAUGAACGUGGGCACGGCGCACAGCGAGGUGAACCCCAACACCCGGGUGAUGAACAGCAGGGGCAUGUGGCUGUCCUACAUCCUGGGCAUCGGCCUCCUGCACAUCAUCCUGCUCAGCAUCCCCUUCGCCAGCGUGCCCGUGGUCUGGACCCUCACCAACCUCAUCCACAAUGUGUGCAUGUACCUGCUCCUGCACACGGUCAAGGGGACGCCCUUCGAGACCCCCGACCAGGGCAAGGCGCGCCUCCUCACCCACUGGGAGCAGAUGGACUACGGCGUCCAGUUUACUGCGUCGCGCAAGUUCCUCACCAUCACACCCAUUGUGCUGUAUAUUCUCACCAGCUUCUACACCAAAUACGACCGGGUCCAUUUUGUGGUCAACACUGUCUCCCUGCUCACGGUGCUCAUCCCCAAGCUGCCGCAGCUCCACGGCGUGAGGAUCUUUGGGAUUAAUAAGUACUGACAAGGCAGAAGAGGACACCUCCUUCCUCGAGUCCCCAGGGACCUGCUGAGAGCACGCAGAGGAUCAGGCCUCUGAUUUGGCUGCAGAUCCACGAGGAUCUGUUGCUCUUUGGCUCCGGACUCUGCCUGCCGACUCUAAAUGAAGCCCGCUGGGACGCUGCCAUGGCUCCAAACCCCGGGAAAGAGACGAGGUUCUUUACAGAGAGAGGAGAAAGGGAAAGUGUACUGUUGAGGCCUGAUGCCUUUUUACAAGUUUUCCACAGACACUAAAAAAGCAUUUUUUUAAAGAGGAAUUAUAUAUUAUAUCAUGUCCGUUUUUGUAGAGAUGGCAGUUUUUAGAAGUUAGAGGAAGAAGUAGUUGCACUGUUAUUGUGCCAUUUUCAAUCGGCACCUUAGACAGUACUUUUUUAUUUUUUAGCUAAUGCUACACUGCUGUGUUUACACAGCUUCGCUCCCAUGUUGAGCUUCCUCUCUCUCUCUUCUGGGCUCCAGUAGCGACUGCGUCACGACGUGGUGAGGGAACUGUGAACGACCUCAGUGUCCAGACACCAGAAGCCACUCAGCGUUUCACAUUUAGCCCUCGCUGCUCCGCUCAGGGCCAAAGGAGUUAAGUUGAGCAACUCUUAUUUUAUCUGACCGUCUCGAUAUUUGGACUCCUCUUGUCCCAAGUUGUGUGGCAGAGCGCCUGCAGUCUGCAGAGUCGUCUGGUCUGAGAGCAGAAGAUAUGCUCGAGAGCUCUGCGCUGAUCCAACAUAACCAAAGAUUCUGCCGUCUGAGGGAAGGGUCAGUUUUCCUGUCAUUACUUUGCUCAUAGUUUAAUAUUGGGACACAUGCCAAGAGUAGUACUGUGCAGCUGUCAAUAAUGAAAGGUUCAAGUGUAUUUAAUGUUAUCCUUCAUGAACAAUUUAAAGGUGCAUCAAUCUACUUUUUAGCCACUAGGGGGCAUUAAGCUCUCAGAAAAGCUGUGAACCACAGAACCGUAUAAAGAUGGAUGACAUGACAGUGACGCCAAAGCAUUUAGAUCGCUUCCUGGUGGCUGGCUGCAGUAUUAGUCACAAAAUAAAGUUUUUAUUAAAGUUAUCAUUAAAACGCCACCUCCUCCAUGUAAGUGAAGGGGACAUGAACCAAACUAAAAAGUCAAAUUCACAUCAAAUCCUUUUUUAUCCAGGAAAGUUUCUGUGUUUGGUUCUUAUCACAUUGAUGUUGAAUGUUGAAUGUUUAGAGUGAAUUCACUUUUUCUCAAAGUCAUUUCAUCCACAGUUAAUAUUAAAAGUAUUGAUUAAUGCAGCUUUAAGGUUCUUCCUCUUGCUGUAGGAAAAUAGUUGGAAAGAGACUUUGUUUUUCUUGAGCUUUACCCACAGGUACUUUUUUUAAAUCAAUAUUUCCAUUAUAAUGACUGUGUUUGAUUUUAUUCUUCAUCCUACUGGAAGUCUGAAGUGUCCAUGAACCAUUUCCUCCUGACAAGGCUCCUCUUGAAUUGUUCUAUAAUGUGAAGUAAUGAUUUGAACAUGUAGAAAGUUAGAUCUCUAUUGAAGGACUGCAUUUCUUCUUCUUCUGCUCGAUGAAACACAUGAAACAUGUUUACUGACGUUAACUGAACAGUAUUGACCACUCGUUUCUAUCUCAGCAGUAAUACUAGCAGCAGGUACAUAAACAUUAAUAAAUACGCAACACUAGUUUCUGCUUCUACAGCUUUAGUUAUUGUGAUUUCUCACUGUUUCUGUUGCUGAAACAAAACCGUUGCAUUAAGUUGAAUUAGUGUCAUUUACAGUCGAGGACCAAAGAUCCAGACAAUUGAGAAGUUGUAAAUACUCUAGUUUCUCUGCUGCAGCAUUUAUUUCUCCAUCAGGAUGUUUUCAAAUGUCAUGAUCAGCAUAAGGGCUUCAAUAUGAGACGUUGUAGCUCAAAGUGACCAUCAGUUUUUCUUUUUUACUGGAUUAUUCAAGACAACAGCUGCAGAAGAACGGCUUUAUAGUCAAUGUGGAUUAAAUGUGAAGCUCUCAAAUGCAGAAACCUCUGCUUGUGGUUUCUGUUUGUUGGUACCUGAAGGAAAUGUCAUUGUGAUGUUCUGUAAAGAGUGUGCGUCCCCAAAAUACAGUAUUUUUUAAGUAUCA